ACACAGAGGACACAAGUUCUGGAAGAGGUGGAAAAACUUUUGUUAGUGUGGUUAAAUGAGAAACAGCUGGCAGGUGAUAGUGUUAGUGAAGCUAGGACAGUGAAAAAGCUGGGAAAUUGCAGUGUGGUUUACAGCAAGGAGACCCCUCUACAAGCAGAACAAGUGAUGAAUUUAGAGCCAGUAGAAGGCAGUUUGAUAAAUUCCACAAGAGAAGUGGCAUCCACAGUGUGAUAAGACAUGGUGAGGCUUCCAGUUCUGACAAGGCCACUGCAAAGCCCACAAAAAAGAAUUUGUAAAUUCAUGAAGGCAGAAGGAUCUGUCUCUCCACAAGUGUUCAGCUGCAGUGAAACAGGGCUCUUCUGGAAGAAGAUGCUGAACAGAUCUUCUGUCCCUCAGGAGGAAAGGGCACUGCCCUAGCACAAUGAGUGACAGAUUGACCCUUUUGUUGUGUGUGAACACAAGUGCCGAUCUGAAGAUUAAGCCAUUACUGGUGUACCAUUCCCAGACCCCUCCUGAAUUCAAGGAACAGAACAUGAGCAAGGCCAGGCUGCCUGUCCUGUGGAGGGCCAAUGCAAAAGCUCGGGUCAUAAGGCAAUUGUUCAUGGGAUGGCUGCGCAAGGUGUUGGCACCUCCCGUUAAGAAAUAUCUUUCUGACAACCACGUGCCUGCAAGGUACCUUCUUUUGAUGGACAGUGCCCCGGCACAGCCUCCAGCCUUGGUGGGUGAUAAGGACAGUGAGUGUGACUUCAUAAAGGUCAAUUUCCUCCCCUGCAGCACAACACCUCUUCUCCAGCCAAUGAACCAGCAAGGGAUCUGCAAUUUGAAGAAGCUGUACAUGAAGGCGCUCUUCACCAGCUUGUUGUGUCUGGUGCUGAGACUCCUGCUUUGGCCACUGACCCUCUCCACUGCCCGUGUGCAGAUUCUUUGGUAA
Messenger RNA from Chinchilla lanigera (long-tailed chinchilla), 931 nucleotides. Its product is annotated as tigger transposable element-derived protein 1-like. The transcript has 2 exons. Gene Ontology annotation, molecular function: nucleic acid binding. NCBI's taxonomy places the organism in Eukaryota, Metazoa, Chordata, Mammalia, Rodentia, Chinchillidae. The record is from RefSeq and is a predicted model, not a curated record. The coding region runs from base 422 to 931 and encodes 169 amino acids.